Molecule: messenger RNA, 1263 nt
Organism: Naegleria fowleri
Lineage: Eukaryota; Heterolobosea; Eutetramitea; Acrasida; Naegleriidae
Exons: 3
Coding region: 1-1263 (420 amino acids)
Source: RefSeq, a predicted model, not a curated record
AUGCCUCCACCAAAGAAGACUACUGAAGCCUCAUUCUCCUCAGCAUCACCUGUGAAGAAGCCAAUUUUAUCUUCAACCAAUGACGAUGUUUCAGGUCCAGUCAUUGUCAUUGACCUUGGAGCCUUUGAAACCAAAGUGACCCUUUCUGAUAAGAUCGAUCAAAUCGUCACAUUCCCAACUGUUGUUGCUUGUCCUCUCAGCUCAACUUCCUCUUCUCCUUCUGAUAUCAUUGUUGGAGAUCAAGCCAUUAAGAAAUGUCGUAAAAGUGCUAAAAAAGGAAGCUCAGAUUCUGACUCUUAUGUUCUCAGAUAUCCAAUACAGAGAGGAUUAAUUAUGGACUGGCUUCAAAUUGAAGCAAUCUUGUCAUUUGCAUUCGAAUCUAUCGGAGUGAAAGAUCCUUCUGUUUAUCCUGUUUUGAUUGGAUUGCCAGGAACCAUGAUGCCAAAUGAUCACAUUGAAAGUAUUGCUGAACUCUUGUUUGAAAUUUUCAGAGUGAAGCAUGUGUAUUUUGAAUUGCCAAAUGUCAUGUCAUUUAGAGGAGCUUCUCCAAAAAAUUCAUUUGGGUUAGCUGUUGAAUCUGGAAGUGCAUUGACCUAUGUCACACCAAUUGUUGAUGGAAAGCCACAAUAUGGAUUGACACAUAAAUUUACAUUGGCUGGUCAAGAUGCUACCAAAUAUGCAAUUUAUGUCAUGUCAAAAACAGGAUUUGCUGUUGACCCAGCUGAUGAAUAUCGUGUCGCUCAACACAUCAAGACAAAUAUGGCUUACACUUGUAAGAAUCUAAAGGCUGAAUUUGAAUUGUUUGCUAAAAAUCCAGCAGAGUUUAAACAAGAAUUAGAAAUGAGUGGCGAAAAGAUGGCACUUGACAAGGAAUGUUUCUUGAUUCCAGAAAUCAUGUUCGAACCUGGUCUUGCUGGAAUCACUCAAGCCGAGGUUUCAAGUUUGCCAUUUACUAUUUUCGAAGCUGCCAAAUUAGCUGCUGACAAUGAUUUGAAUUUAUUGGGUAAAUUACUCUCAAAUAUUGUGAUUGGUGGAGGUAAUUUAUUGUUCAACGGAAUGGCUGAAAGAAUUGAAACUGAAGUCAAGUCACUCGUCACAAAGAGCAAACUUAAGGCAAAUGUUAAGGUUGUUGCAAGUCGUAAAGAGGAUGCUCUUGGAGUUGUUGUUGGAGGAGCCACAUGGUCUGAUAAAGCUGUGAACGAUAUGGAUUGGUUGACCAGAAAUGAAUACAAACAAAGUGGUGUUUCUAAAUUCUUCAAAUAA